Molecule: messenger RNA, 4898 nt
Organism: Nerophis ophidion (straightnose pipefish)
Lineage: Eukaryota; Metazoa; Chordata; Actinopteri; Syngnathiformes; Syngnathidae
Gene: ppp1r12a
Product: protein phosphatase 1, regulatory subunit 12A
Exons: 27
Coding region: 121-3339 (1072 amino acids)
Biological process (GO): signal transduction
Cellular component (GO): cytoplasm; A band; Z disc
Molecular function (GO): enzyme inhibitor activity; protein kinase binding; phosphatase regulator activity
Source: RefSeq, a predicted model, not a curated record
CCCUUCCUCCGUCGUUCCCCUCCUUCUCCUCCUUCCCACGCCCCAGUGCGCCGUGGGAUAGUGCCACUAUAAAGUAUAUCCUCUCUCGGAGAAAGAUAAGAAGCCCGAGACAGGAGGGGGAUGAAGAUGGCGGACGCCAAGCAGAAGAGGAACGAGCAGCUGAAGCGGUGGCUGGGCUCCGAGACGGACCUGGAGCCGCCGAUCCUGAAGAAGAAGAAGACGAAGGUGAAGUUCGACGACGGCGCCGUGUUCCUGGCCGCCUGCUCCAGCGGCGACACCGAGGAGGUGCUCCGAAUGCUCGACCGCGGCGCCGACAUCAACUACGCCAACGUCGACGGGCUGACCGCCCUCCACCAGGCGUGCAUAGACGACAAUGUCGACAUGGUGACUUUCCUGGUGGCCCACGGAGCAGGCAUCAACCAGCCUGACAAUGAGGGCUGGAUCCCACUGCACGCCGCCGCCUCCUGCGGAUACCUCGACAUCGCAGAGUAUCUCAUUAGUCAAGGGGCCAACGUAGGAGUCGUAAACAGCGAGGGUGAAACGCCUCUGGACAUUGCUGAGGAAGAGGCCAUGGAAGAGCUCCUCCAGAAUGAAAUCAACCGGCAAGGGGUUGACAUCGAGGCGGCCCGCAAAGAGGAGGAGCGAAUCAUGCUGCGAGACGCCCGGCAGUGGCUCAACAGCGGCCAGAUUCAGGACAUCCGACACGCCAAGUCCGGAGGAACAGCGCUACACGUCGCUGCUGCAAAGGGCUACGUUGAGGUUUUAAAGCUUUUAAUCCAAGCAGGGUAUGAUGUUAAUAUUAAGGACUACGAUGGCUGGACUCCUCUACAUGCAGCAGCACACUGGGGCAAAGAGGAGGCCUGCAAGAUACUGGUGGACAACCUCUGUGAAAUGGACGUCAUUAAUAAAAUGGGCCAGACACCUUUUGACGUUUCAGAUGAAGAUGUUCUGGGAUACUUAGAAGAGCUGCAAAAGAAACAAAAUCUGCUGAUGAGCGAGAAGAAAGAUAAGAAAUCGCCUUUAAUUGAAACAACAACCACAGGGGACAACAACCAAUCACUGAAACCACUAAAGAGCAAAGAAACACUGCUGCUAGAGCCCGAAAAGACCGCUCCGCGUAUUGAGACCUUGGAGCCAGAGAAGGUGGAUGAAGAGGAGGAGGGGAAGAAGGACGAAUCCAGCUGCUCCAGCGAAGAGGAGGAGGAGGAAGAUUCGGAGUCGGAGAAUGAAGCAGAUAAGAGCAAACCAUCAGCAUCCGUCAGCAACAGCACAACGCCUGCUCCGGCCAGCAUCACCGUGUCCUCGCCGAGCAGUCCCACCAACCAGCUGACCAGCCCCUCGUCGCCAUCGAAGAAGGUCACCACGCCGCCCACGGCCACGGCCAAAGUGGAGGACGACCGCAAGGACGAGUCCCCGGCGUCGUGGCGUCUCGGCUUGAGAAAGACGGGCAGUUACGGGGCGCUGGCAGAGAUCACGGCUACCAAGGAGGCGCAGAGGGAGAAGGAUGCCACGGGUGUGAUGCGCUCGGCCUCCAGCCCCCGCCUCUCCUCUUCUCUUGACAACAAAGAUAAGGAAAAGGACAAAGGAACCCGCCUUGCCUACGUGGCCCCCACCAUUCCGAGGAGACUGGCCAGUACAUCAGACAUUGACGAGAAGGAAAACAGGGACUCUUCUGCGGCUCUCAUACGAAGCGGCUCUUACACCCGGCGGCGCUGGGACGACGACAUGAAGAAUAGCGAAGGAACCACCUCGACCAAUAGAACCUCUAGCUACCAGCGAAGCACGUCCCACACGCUAGCGCUAGGGCGGAGUGGCAGCACGCGGGACGUGCCGUCCAAGUCUUCGUCCACCUCCAGCUUGGAUCCUAACACCUGUAACACUAAACCCUGGCAGCCACCCACCUCCCACUACCAGUCAUACAGCAUUUACCGCAGCGGCUCUUUUGGUAGACGAUACGAUGACUUGAGCUCGACCACCACCACCACCACCACCACCGCCUCCUCCUCACCUUCCGUCACUACAACCACCUCCCCAUCUGUUACCUCGCCCACGGGCCCCCGCGGCCUACUUUCGAGCCUGGGCUCCUCCACACGCACUGGCUCCACCAGUCUCACCAGCAGGUACUGGUCAGAGGAGAGUGCAGACAGGGAAAAGGACAAAGAACGAGAGUCGGCAGCAGUUAUCCCCACCAUAAACACUGGCUUUGCUACCACCACCACAGGCACUGGCCCUGAAAGACGCAGGUCGUACCUGACACCCGUACGAGACGAGGAGUCCGAGUCCCAGAGGAAAGCUCGCUCCAGACAGGCCCGACAGUCGAGGAGGUCCACACAGGGUGUCACUCUGACUGACCUGCAAGAGGCUGAAAAGACCAUUGGCAGGAGUCGCACCCCAAAGACCCGCGAGGAGGAGAAAGAAGAGAAGCAGGACAAAGAGAAGCAGGAGGAGAAGAAGGAAUAUGAAGCUAAGGAGGACGAUUACCGACCGAAGUACCGCAGCUUUGAAGACCGCUACCGCACCUCCUCCUCCACCUCCUCUUUGUCGGCAGUCAGCACCGCCUCGGCGCCGUCUUACUCCAGCACCACAUUGACCUCCAGCUCCCUCAACAGGCCCAACAGUCUGACGGGGAUCACUUCUUCUUACAGCCGCUCGUACAGAGACAGCGAGAAAGAAACAGACAAAAAGGAGGAGGAGAAGGAGGGCGACGACAAGUCUCAGCCUCGCUCCAUACGGGAUCGCAGGCGGCCCCGCGAGAAGAGACGAUCAACUGGGGUCUCUUUCUGGACCCAAGAUGGUGAUGACAAUGACCCCGAGCAGCUGUCUGACUCGGAGGAAGGCAGCAUUAAGGGAGAGGUGCAGGUGGACAGGCUGUCCAGGAACGACGGCAACACUUCCUCUUUAGACCGCAACGACUCUCUCCUCAGCCGCAGCUACGGCGAGAGUCGGAGGCCGUACUCCAGCCGGCUGGACCGAGACGACACCACAGACUAUAAAAAGCUCUACGAGCAGAUCUUAGCUGAGAACGAGAAGCUGAAGGCACAAUUACGCGACACGGACGUGGAACUGGCCGACUUGAAGCUGCAACUGGAGAAGGCCACCCAGAGGCAGGAGCGCUACGCUGACAGGUCACAGCUUGAGAUGGAAAAAAGGGAAAGACGAGCUCUCGAAAGGAAGAUCUCUGAGAUGGAGGAGGAACUUAAGAACCUCCCCCAGGUAAAGCAGGUUCAGACGCUGCGGCAGGUUAAGGAGCGGCUGCAGGCAGAGAACCGGGCUCUGGCCCGUGUGGUGGCAAAGCUCUCGCAGUCCGCCUGCAGCCAGCUGCCCGCCGUCGACCUCUAAAGCCACGCCCCCGUCUGCCCACCGCCACUUCCUCCUUUCUUUUCACCCCCUCCUCUCCCCUUUCUCGGCCACUCCGCUCCAUGCCCCGCCCCGCCCACAGAUGCUCCCCGACUUGAAAGCGGACAACCAGAGGCUAAAGGACGAGAACGGAGCGCUCAUUCGAGUCAUUAGCAAGCUUUCCAAGUAGACCCACCCCCCCUCCCCUCCACCCCCCGCCCUGCCUCCUGCACCCCCUCCGUCUAUCUCUCUAGCCCCCUCUGGCAGUGACUAAUGGAAUUGCACAUCUAGAUAUUAUCAAGAGACAUCAGAGACUCCUUUUAUUGUUGCCGCCCCCCCCCCCCCACCCCCACCCCCAUCAUCAUAGCCGCCCCCCAGUUUACAGCGUGCACGAGCAUUGUGGGCGGGGAAGCCAGAGAUCUAUUUAACCAGUAAGCCUUAGUUGUACAUAAAGAGGAAAGCUCUUGAUGAACAAUUAUUAUUAUUAAUAUUAUUAUUAUCCAACACCUGAUUUUAUUUGUGCCACGCCUUCUUUUAUUUUGUUCUCAUCAGUGUGCUGUGCCCUUUCCUGCCCCUUGAGAAGUGCCACCUACCUACCCCCUGUCCCCCCACCCUUUUUUUGCUUUUUUUUGUUUUUUUCUACACGCAAAGGAUCACGUGCGCACACACACACACACACACACACACACACACACACACACACACACACACACACGAUCUCCCUCACCACCCCCAGUUGUGUCGUUACCUCUGCGCGUCUUCCUCCAAGAGGGAAAAAAAAAAGAAAACCGAGGCGGACCAGGUGGAAUUUAAGCUUUCACUGAAUGUGCAAUAUGCAUUAUUAUUAUUAUUAUUUGUUUUUUUAUGCUUUAAUGACGAGUCCAUCACUUAGUUGGAGGUUUCACUCUUCCACCACGGCGCCCAUCCAUCGACUUCUUUUUGUUCUGUUUUCGGCUUGUAGUAUUAGUGGGUUUCUCCUGUGUGUUUGUCACCUUGUUUUAGCAGGUACUGAGUGUGGCUGUAUAUACCUUUAUGUAUUAUUUGUUAUGUAUUGUUUGAGAGCAGCACACGUCUGUUACUAUUAAAAGUAUACAAAUUCCACAGGACAAGCAGGUGUCUUUUAUAUUCUUUUCAUGAGAUUUAAAGACUACAUUUCAUUUUCAUCAUACUCGGUAUGUUGGAAGAGUGCUGUUCCUUUCUUUUAAAGCUGUAGUAUUAUUAUAAUAGCCCAGACAAAUCGUCCGUGUCACUCGCCCCCUUUUAAUAUUUUUUUUUUUUACAAAGUCUACGUGCACUGUCCACAGACAAAUAUUCCACGCAAUCUUUUUAUGCAUUUCAGUGGCCUUUUUUAAACAUUAUUUUAGUCAAAGAGAUUAAAAAAUAAAAAGUUGCCGCUGCAAAUAGACUGAUCUACUCUGGUUAAGUUUUGUUUUAUGCUUUAUUAUCAUGUUUUGUUUGGUCAUCUUGUAAAAUAGGUGUGUGUGGCUUAAUACAUGCAAGCUGUGCUGUGACUACCAACCACUGAAGAGUUCAUUAAAAAUAAACUUGUACAUUGUAAAGUU